Molecule: messenger RNA, 2261 nt
Organism: Etheostoma spectabile (orangethroat darter)
Lineage: Eukaryota; Metazoa; Chordata; Actinopteri; Perciformes; Percidae
Product: tumor necrosis factor receptor superfamily member 5
Exons: 8
Coding region: 545-1486 (313 amino acids)
Biological process (GO): immune response-regulating cell surface receptor signaling pathway; immune response; apoptotic process
Cellular component (GO): CD40 receptor complex; external side of plasma membrane; membrane
Molecular function (GO): transmembrane signaling receptor activity; protein binding
Source: RefSeq, a predicted model, not a curated record
ACAAUGGAGAUGGACUGAAAGGAAAGGGUGUAGUUAAGAGAGGAAAUUUCUCAUUGUGCUGCCUUGCUAUGUGCCAAAAUCAGCCAUUGGUUGUGCAGCUAUACGGAAACACACACAGCUUACUUUGCAGUGAAAGGGCUAGGGCAGGAAGGAAAUGAGGAGAGACAGAGAGAGAAAAAGAGACUGAGAGACCGAGAGACAGAGGGGAAAACAGCAGAUUAGGGUCACCGGGGUUUUCCACUGUGUAGGAUCAGAAAAAAACAUGAGAAGUAGGUAAGAGUGAGGAGGGGAAACACAUAGCCACAGACAGUUCAGACAGCAGAAAGAGAGUGGAGAUAGUCAGAAAAGGAGAAAGUUUGAAAGAGAUCGCACCUAAGUGAUGCGCUUUGAGCUGAGAUUAAUUAAAUUACUGUCAUUUUAAAAGGUUAGGAGCAGGUUUGGAGGAAGAGUAUAUACAGGAAGACAGUCAUUGCAGUCUUAAGCUUGGAUCCUAUACACAUACGCCGGUGGAGGACUGUAGUCAAAAGGGCAACAAUUGGCUAAUAUGACCUGCACAAAGAGUAGUAAAGAUGGGACAUGCUGUGAUCGCUGUGCUGCAGGAGAGUACAUGAAAGCUGAGUGUGACAGCUCAAAGGCGACUGAGUGUGCCAAAUGUGAUUGUGGAUUCUACACAGCCACAAAAAAUAACUUGCAUAGAUGUCUGGCCUGCAAGGAGUGCAUUUCCAAAAAACACCAGAGGAAAGUAAAGGACUGUACAAAUCAGGAGAACACAGUGUGUGAGUGUGUGGCUGGUUUCUACUGUAACAAUGAGCAAUGUGACUACUGCCUGCAAGUGUCCCACUGCCCUCCUGGUGAAGGGGUCAAGGUUCCAGCCACUCGCAUGAAUGACACAAUCUGUCAUCCGUGUGGAGACAAGACCUACAGCAACGUAACAGAUUUCCUCUCGCCCUGUAAAACACACACCAGAUGUGAGGACUUCGGAAGACUAUUGAAUACUCCAGGAACCCAAACAACUGAUGCCAUCUGCGGCAACUUUAAAUCUCAUUUUCCCUGGAUAUUACCCGCAGGCUUGUGGUCAGGACUCGUGUUGACUGCACUCGUCCUUUUUGGUCUUGUCUGCUGGAGGGCAAAACGCAAGUCAAACAAAGCAGCCGGCUCCAAUGUUCCCGUUACUCUGGUUGAAAGGCUUCCAGCCACACCGAUCACUUCGCUGGAUCUGCCUUUACCGUUCACAGAGCUGAAUGGUCACUGCCAAGAGAACUGCAUCGUGGAGUGCUACAAGUUGCCGCUUUUUAACACAGAUUAUCUUCCUCAGGUCAGUGGCGUCACACAAGACAACAUGGACAGCUUCCUUCCUACAACUCCACUGAAGCCUUCGGUUUCAUUCGCUGAAUCCAGCCACACCAAUGGAAGUGCCGGAUACUGCACCAGCAACUUCCUCAGGAGCUACUCGGAGCCACAGGAGGACGAGUGGUGUGGGACAUAAUCAAGCAGACGUUGAUGUAACAGUAUACUGAUGGAGCUCGGAGUCCCCCUCCAGUUUGGGGAUGCUGCAACUAGUUUUCAAACUUCAAGCUGGACCUAUUUAUACCCCAAAAAACUAAAGACUAAGGUUUGUCUUCUCUAGAAGAGAUGAAGAUGGCUGGUGGUUUGCUACCCCCUGCAGGACUUUAACAAGAGGUUCCACUCAAGUGAUGUGAUAUUUCUGUUAUACAUGUACAAUAAAGCAAACAGCUAGAAGGUAUUUUCCAAAACACUGAUGGAGAUGUACUUGUACUUUUAGUCCUUUUUAAAUUUGAAUGUGAGUCUUGGAUAGAAGCUUACCAAUUAUAUGCACUGCUGUCUGUGUUUUUAGCUACAGCUCAGUGGUGUCUAUUAGAUAAUAAGUUUAUAUGUAUAAUGCUAUAUUUUUCUUACUUUUCUUUUUCUGACAAAUCCCAUGAAAAGGCCAAACCAACAAUGAAUAUAUCCUUCCAGCAACUAUGUAUGUGUAGUCAAAGCAGUGUAUUAUUCUUUAUGGAGCUCCAGUGCCGUCUAAACACACACUGAGUGACAAGGUGCACUGUUGUCCGUUACUUCAUUACCAGGAACUGUAUUUAAUUCUGCUGCUAUAAACAUGUCCGGUAACGCAUCCAAUCCACAGCAGAAAAUAGCCCCCAACCAAUGCUGUAUUUACUCCUGUUUCAGUAACUACUGCUAAAAAAAAAAGAUUUUGUGGCUUAACCUUUAAAGUAAAUCACGUAUUUUGAAAUUAUAUUUUA